AUGGAAGUUGAGCCAAUUAGUCCACCAUUGAUAGCCAAGAAAUUAUGGAACAUAGUGAGAAUAAUGUUCCACAUGAUGAGGAAAGGCAUAUCAAAGAGUAAGCUAAUCCUUGAUCUUCAUAUGCUCUUAAAGCGUGGAAAAAUAGCCAUUGGCAACCUCUUGCUCCACCACCACCACCUCGACUACUACGCCGCCCUUACCUGCCGCUCCAACAACGUCAACAUGUCGUUCGUGACGCCUAGAGAGUACGAAUUCAGCUGCAGCAACACCCCGGUUUACCACUCCAAGAGCAAAAACCGCCGCUGGCGCCACCACAACCGUGUAGAAGAAACAAAUGUGGUUCAGAGAGUGUUCGAUAUGUUGAAUCAUUACGAUGCGGCGGAAUUAUCUCCAUUGACGCUCCCGGGAUUUGGGGUUAGCCCGAUGGUGAGACAAUUGAGGGUGACAGACUCACCAUUUCCGUUAAAGGAUACAGAGGAUAAUAAUCACCAAGUCGAUAAGGAUGCUGAAGAGUUCAUUAAGAAAUUCUACAAGGAUUUGAAGAAGGAAAAGAGAAUUGCUUCCCUUGAAUCUCCUUCUGCGUAUCACAUAUGGGCAUGA
Molecule: messenger RNA, 600 nt
Organism: Fraxinus pennsylvanica
Lineage: Eukaryota; Viridiplantae; Streptophyta; Magnoliopsida; Lamiales; Oleaceae
Source: the annotation of a GenBank genome assembly